Messenger RNA from Panicum virgatum (switchgrass), 2983 nucleotides. Its product is annotated as E3 ubiquitin-protein ligase WAV3-like. NCBI's taxonomy places the organism in Eukaryota, Viridiplantae, Streptophyta, Magnoliopsida, Poales, Poaceae. Gene Ontology annotation, molecular function: metal ion binding. The record is from RefSeq and is a predicted model, not a curated record. The coding region runs from base 408 to 2708 and encodes 766 amino acids. The transcript has 2 exons.
AAUACUUGCUCUAUAAUAAUAAUUGCUUCUCUCUCAUUGAGCUCUCGAGGAGGAGCUGAGGAUUCUUCUGAAUACUAAAAUUUAAAAAAAAAUGGGGAUGCACAGGGAGUCGUCGUCGUCGCAGUAGUACUUAACUAGUCGAGCACAGGGCACACCCCAACAAACCGAGUAGCAGAGAGAGAGAGUAGCUCCCGGGAUUCCCUUGCCAUGCCAUUGCCAUGUGAUGCUCCUCCUUCCUUCCCCUGCAUAUUAUUAGCACCAGCAGCAAGCAAUUAAGACCAGCACCAGCACCACCAGCAGCAGCAGCGGCCAGUUGCAGCUCGCCACCUUCCUCCCUGCUUCUUCCUCCUCUUCUCCGGUUUCUUGCCUUGACCAAUCAAGAAGAGAGAGAGAGAGAGAGCGGAAGGAUGGGGACGGGGUGGCGGAGGGCGCUGUGCACGUCCGUCCAGCGGGACGACAGCGGCGACGCCCACCGCGACGCCAAGAACAAGAAGCGCCGGCCUCAGGACGCGCCCACCGCAGGCGGCGGCGGCGCCGGCGGAUUCUUCUCUGCCGUCAAGAGCGCCGCCACUGGGGGCGGCAGCGCCGGCGGCAGCAGCAGCACCCCCUCGACGCCCACCCUGCGCUGCCGCACCAAGCCCCUGCAGCAGCCCGCGGAGGCCGCGCCCGUGACGCCGCCCUCUGCGCCGGCGCCCAUGAGGAAGCACCGGAUGCCGCUGCUGCAGGCGCUGUCGGCGCCGGCGUCGCCCAGAUCCCCCUCCAGAUUCGCGCUGCUCAAGGCCUCGCUCCUCCCGUCCAAGGCCCGGUGCGGCGUGUGCUCGCGCGGCGUCAAGAGCGGCGGCAGCUCGGCAGUGUUCACGGCGGAGUGCUCCCACGCCUUCCACUUCCCCUGCAUCGCCGCCCACGCGCGCUCCUCCUCCGCCAAUGGCGUCCUCUCCUGCCCCGUCUGCGCCUCGCCCUGGCGCCAGGCGCCCUUCCUCGCUUCCCUCCGCCUCCACUGCUCCUUCCAUGACGACAAGCACCGCGGCACCGGCACGGACGGCCGCAAGACGCCGCCAUCAUCCGGCGGCGGCGCCGGACCUAAGCUCUACGACGACGACGAGCCGCUGCUGGCGCCCAAGGCCGCGGCCAGCGGCGGCGGCUUCAACCCGAUCCCGGAGGCCGACGAGGACGAGGAGGAGGAGCAGGGCGCCGAGUUCAGGGGCUUCUUCCCGCGGCCCAGGACCUCGGGGCUCGCGGUCACCGUGGCGCCCGAGGCCGCGCUAGUGUCGUCGGGGCGGCGGCACGGCAAGUACGUGGUGGCCGUGAAGGUGAAGGCGCCCGGGCUGCGGUCGACAGCGGCGGCCCCUUCGCGGCGCGCGGCCAUCGAUUUGGUGACGGUGCUGGACGUGAGCCAGGGCAUGAUGGGGGAGAAGCUGCAGAUGCUCAAGCGCGGGAUGCGGCUGGUGGUUGCCUCGCUCGGCCCCGCCGACCGCCUCUCCAUCGUCGCCUUCUCCGGCGCCGCCAAGCGCCUGCUGCCGCUGCGCCGGAUGACGAGGCAGGGCCAGCGGGCGGCGCGCCAGAUCGUGGACCGCCUCGUCGUCUGCGCCGCCGCCGCGAGCACGCAGGGGCAGGAGCAGCAGCAGAGUGCCUGCGUCGGCGACGCGCUGCGCAAGGCCACCAAGGUGCUCGAGGACCGGCGUGACCGCAACCCGGUGGCCACCGUCAUGCUGCUCUCCGACACCCAGCAGCAGCAGCAGCCGGCGGCGGCAGAUUACUACUCGGCGUCAAGGAAGCAGCAGUUUGGGCGGCCGGCCGUGGCUCCGGCGACGCGGUUCACGCACGUGGAGAUCCCCAUCGGCGACGCGCCGCCGCCCCUGGUGGUGGCCGAGGAGGAGAAGGCAGAGCCUCCGGUGGAGCACGCGUUCGCCAGGUGCCUGGGCGGCCUGGUCAGCGUGGUGAUGCAGGAGGUGCACCUGGAGCUGGCGUUCCCGAUGGGGGAGAUCACGGCGGUGUACUCGUGCGGCCCCGGGCAGCAGGCCGUGGUGCUUGCCGGCGGCGGCGGCGGCGCCGUGAGCAGCGUGCGCCUGGGCGAGAUGUACGCGGAGGAGGAGCGGGAGCUGCUGCUGGAGCUGCGCGCGCCGCUGCAGCAGCACAGCCACCCGCACUCGCUGUCGGUGCGGUGCGGCUACCGCGACCCGGCGUCGCAGGAGGCGGUGCGAGGCGCGGAGCAGGCGCUGCUGCUGCCGCCACUGGGCCAGCAGCAGGCAGCGUCGCGGCGGCUUCACGACCUGUUCGUGGCGACGCGGGCGGUGGCGGAGGCGCGGCGGCUGGCGGAGCUACAGGACCUGGCCACGGCGAUCCACCUGCUGUCGUCGGCGCGGGCGCUGGUGCUGCAGUCGCCGACGCAGCAGCAGCAGCAGGAGCUGGUGGCGAGCCUGGACACGGAGCUCAGCGACAUGCGGUGGCGGCGCAGCCAGCACCGGCAGCAGCAGCAGGAGGAGGACCAGCUGCAGCAUGCGAGGAGCGGCCGGAGGAGGCGGGGAGACGGGGAGACGACGCCGCCCGUGGGGACGCCGCGAGGGUCAGGGUCAGGGUCGGGAUCAGGGGAGCCGCUGACGCCGACGUCGGCGUGGCGCGCGGCGGAGCAGCUGGCGAAGGUGGCCAUCAUGCGCAAGUCCAUGAACCGGGUGAGCGACCUGCACGGAUUCGAGAACGCGCGCUUCUGAUGGUGUCUGUAAAAUUUGGGUGUUUUGAUUUGGUUUAGCCAUUUUGGAUCUUUUUUCUUUUUUUGCUUUUGUGAAAUGAUGAGAUGAGGAAUGCAACAGGAGCAGAGGAGCCCGCCGCCGCCGGAGUGUGGCGGACGGCGGCUAGUAGAUGAUCUGAUGAUGAACAGAGCAGUCAGCCAGCAGAGCUGCUGCUGCUGUUAAUUUGUUAUUACCCAAGUUUUAUAUGGAUUAUUAUCAUGAUGACGGUAAAUCAAGUCACAUACUACUAGUGUUUU